Linum tenue is the source of this 975-nucleotide messenger RNA. The record is from the annotation of a GenBank genome assembly. NCBI's taxonomy places the organism in Eukaryota, Viridiplantae, Streptophyta, Magnoliopsida, Malpighiales, Linaceae.
GGCGCCGACUGCCAGGAAAUACAGCGCGGCAAAGAAACAGAAAUGUCAGGAUUGAGGCGCUGCUGUUACGGCUUCCCUUCUCGCCACUGCUUCGCUACAGUUCACCAAACCCUAAUCAGUUAUCGAUGCUCCGAUUCCAGGCUUCUCCUUCCCACUACUGCAUCGCCGUUGAAUUCCCGCCACCCCAUUUCCGUUUCCGCGCCAUUGAAGAAACGAAGCUUCUCCGCUCCCGCCGUCGAUUAUCCUCUCUCGGGAUACAGGAGUCGACUGACGUUCUGGUUGGGUAUUUGUCGGGGAAGAAGAAGGCAACUGAAGUGGCUCAUUUGUAGGGUUUGGAGGCGUGUGGUUCAGCCAGGGGAUACAGUGGUAGAUGCCACUUGUGGCAACGGUCAUGACACUCUAGAGAUGGUCAAAAUGGUUGCUGAUGAAUCGGGCAGAGGGCGUGUUUACGGACUGGACAUUCAGAAGGAUGCUUUGGACACUACUUCAUCUUUGCUCAAUGAGAGUCUCAGUCCCACGGAGAGAGAACUUGUCAAGCUUUCCGGUAUCUGCCACAGUAGAAUUGAAGAAAUAGUACCAGAAAAUAGUCCAGUUAGGCUUGUGGCAUUCAACCUGGGCUAUCUUCCAGGGGGCAACAAAAAUAUCAUCACAGUUCCACAAACAACCCGGUUAGCCUUAGAUGCAGCCAAGAGGAUUCUUCUAGCCCCCAGAGGACUCAUCAGUUUAGUUGUUUAUGUAGGGCAUCCUGGUGGAAGGGAAGAAUUGGAGGCUGUUGAAGGUUUUGCUUCAGGAUUACCUGCUGAUGAAUGGAGCUGCUGCAAGUUCCAGAUGUUAAACAGACCUUCAGCUCCUGUAUUGGUUUUCUUGUUCAAGAGAUGACUUGAUGAUUAAGCUGUUAUUCUGCAAUCUUUCUUGUAAACAAAAUGUUUCAGGUUGAUUUUUUAAGGCAAUUUCAAGUCAUGUUGAUCAGCUGCC